This is a messenger RNA of Gasterosteus aculeatus aculeatus (three-spined stickleback), 4124 nucleotides long. Its product is annotated as bone morphogenetic protein 1. Gene Ontology annotation, biological process: proteolysis. Gene Ontology annotation, molecular function: calcium ion binding; zinc ion binding; metalloendopeptidase activity. Lineage: Eukaryota; Metazoa; Chordata; Actinopteri; Perciformes; Gasterosteidae. The record is from RefSeq and is a predicted model, not a curated record.
UGUGUGUGUGUACCCUGUAAUUCAGUUAAGGAUCAACACCUGUUGGGAACAUCUUUAAGACACAGAUUUAUUUAAUAAGAACUGACUAUUUGCAUGAAUACAGAAUGCUGUUGUUUUCAAAUACAAUCCCCAAACAUGCUUCUAAAGGGUCCAUUCCAGAGGUGCAAUUCAGCUUUUCUCGUAUUUCUUAAUCUUAACUGUUGAUUUGCCUCCAAAAUAAUCGUGUCCACCGUAACUAAACCUUAUAGGAAUCACAGCAUCGCAGGAAAUGGAUGAAAUAACGGGUGCAACGCUGCUCACUCGUCAGGUAGGCGUGCGUCACCCUGCUGGUGAAGCGCUCCUUCCGCCGCACGGAUGGAUGUUUCGCUGCGGACUCUGCGCGCUCUGCUCUCCGUCGUGGCACCGAGUCACCGCGCUAGAAAUGGACGCGCCGACUUUCUGAAAUCAAGGCACGCGGAAUUGGAGGAACUUUUUUUUUUUCUUUUUUUCCUUCUCCGCCGUUUUCUCUUCUUCCGAUCGCCAACUGCACCCCUCGUGUAGAUACUCGGAUGAGAAGCAGCCUGAUGGAAGUCGCUCCCGCGUUUCUGUUCCUGCUGUGCGCGCUGCGCGUCUCUCCGGCGGCUGAUUGGGAGUUUGCGGAUUUGACCUCCCUCGGUGAUGGAAUCGACUACAAAGAUCCCUGUAAAGCUGCUGCCUUUUUGGGAGACAUCGCCCUCGAUGAAGAAGACCUGCAUCUCAUGUUCAGAGAAGCAGACGGCGGCGACGGGGCCCGCGUCAACCACACCGACUCAGUGAACGGUUCCUCUUCCCAUGAGAGCGUCCGGAGCAGGAGAGCGGCAGACAGACGGAGUCUCCGUCGUUGGAGGAGAGCGGCCACCUCCAGGCCCGAGCGAGUGUGGACGGACGGCAUCAUCCCUUACGUCAUCAGCGGGAAUUUCACCGGCAGUCAGAGAGCGAUUUUCCGUCAGGCGAUGCGUCACUGGGAGAAACACACUUGUGUAACCUUCACUGAGAGGACGACUGAAGAGAGCUACAUUGUGUUCACCUACCGACCUUGUGGGUGCUGCUCCUACGUGGGGAGGAGAGGCGGCGGCCCUCAGGCCAUCUCCAUCGGAAAGAACUGCGAUAAGUUCGGCAUUGUGGUGCAUGAACUCGGCCACGUCAUCGGCUUCUGGCACGAACACACACGUCCGGACCGAGACGAGCAUGUAAGCAUCAUCAGAGACAACAUCCAACCAGGACAGGAGUAUAACUUCCAUAAGAUGGACUGGGACGAGGUCGACUCACUCGGGGAGGUGUACGACUUUGGCAGCAUAAUGCAUUACGCGAGGAAUACAUUUUCCAGAGGCAUCUUCUUGGACACAAUCUCGCCCCGUUAUGACGUCAAUGGAGUCAGGCCGCCUAUCGGACAGAGGACCAGGCUCAGCAAAGGCGACAUUGCGCAAGCCCGCAAACUCUACAAGUGUGCAAGGUGUGGGGAAAGCCUGCAGGAAAGUGCUGGAAACUUCUCUUCUUCCGGUUAUCCGAACGGUUACUCGGCUUAUGCCCACUGCGUCUGGAGGAUUUCAGUCACCCCCGGAGAGAAGAUUGUUCUGAAUUUCACUUCCAUGGACCUCUUCCGGAGUCACUUGUGUUGGUACGACCACGUGGAGGUGCGAGACGGGUCCUGCAGGAAGGCUCCUCUGACAGGCCGCUUUUGUGGAGACACACUCCCGGACCCGAUCGUCUCCACUGACAGUCGACUGUGGAUUGAAUUCAGAAGCAGCAGCAGCUGGUCGGGCAAAGGCUUCGCCGCUGUCUAUGAAGCCGUCUGUGGGGGGGAGGUGAACCGGGACAGCGGCCAGAUCCAGUCCCCCAACUACCCCGAUGACUACCAGUCCAACAAAGUGUGUGUGUGGAAGAUCACGGUGGCAGAAGGUUUCAAUGUCGGCCUCUCCUUCCAGUCGUUUGAGAUUGAGAGGCACGACGGCUGCGCCUACGACUACGUGGAGGUGAGGGACGGCGGCUCGGUCAGCGGCCCGCUGCUCGGACGUUUCUGCGACCACAACAAGCCCGACGACAUCAAAAGCAGCUCCAACGUGCUGUGGCUGAAGUUCGUGUCCGACAGCUCGGUCAACAAAGCCGGGUUCGCCGCAAGCUUUUUUAAAGAGAUGGACGAGUGCUCGGGGCCCGACAACGGCCACUGCGAGCAGCGCUGCCUGAACACACUGGGCAGCUACAGAUGUGCAUGUGACCCUGGAUACGAGCUGGCGGCCGACAGACGCAGCUGUGAGACAGCUGCGUGCGGCGGCUUCGUCACCAAGCUGAAUGGCUCCCUCUCCACCCCCGGGUGGCCCAAAGAAUACCCCCCCAACAAGAACUGCGUGUGGCAGCUGGUGGCGCCCAUUCAGUACCGCAUCACCCUGGUGUUUGAUGUGUUCGAGACCGAAGGGAAUGACGUAUGUAAAUACGAUUAUGUGGAGGUGCGCAGUGGGUUGAGUUCCGACUCUGAGCUUCAUGGGAAGUUCUGCGGAGCGGAGAAGCCGGAGGUCAUCACCUCCCAACAGAACAACAUGCGGGUCGAGUUCAAGUCUGACAACACCGUCUCCAAGACGGGUUUCAAGGCUCACUUCUUCUCUGAUGUCGACGAGUGCUCCAAAGAAAACGGAGGAUGCCAGCACGAGUGCGUGAACACCUUCGGGAGCUACAGUUGUCAGUGCCGCAGCGGCUUCAUGCUGCACGAUAACAAGCACGACUGCAAGGAAGCGGGCUGCGAUCACGCCGUAAGCACCGUGUCCGGCACCAUGAGCAGCCCCAACUGGCCUGGCAGGUAUCCCAGCAAGAAGGCCUGCACCUGGUCUCUGUCGACGACCCCGGGCCAUCGGAUCAAACUGGUUUUCAACGAGAUUGACAUGGAGGCCCAUCUGGAGUGCACCUACGACCACCUGGAGGUGUACGACGGGCGGGACUCGCGCGCCACGAGUCUCGGCCGCUUCUGUGGCACCAAAAAACCUUCCCCGGUCGUCUCCACUGGCAACAGAAUGUUCCUGCGUUUUUUCUCGGACAACUCGGUGCAGAAGAGGGGCUUUGAGGCUUCAUACAGACCAGAAUGUGGAGGUAGCCUGAAAGCCGAGGUCAAGACAAAAGAUCUCUACUCUCAUGCCCAGUUUGGAGAUAACAACUACCCGGCCGGCUCCGACUGCCUCUGGGUGCUCUCUGCCGAGAAGGGCUACGGGGUGGAGAUCAUCUUCCAUGUGUUCGAGAUGGAGCAGGAGGCAGACUGUCGCUAUGAUUACGUGGAGCUGUAUGACGGCGCUGACACCAAGUCUCCGAGGCUGGGACGGUAUUGUGGAUCCGGGACCCCAGAGGAAGUCUACUCGGCCGGGGACGCCAUCGUUUUGAAGUUUCACUCCGAUGACAGCAUCAAUAAAAAAGGCUUUCACGCACGCUACACCAGCACAAAGUUCCAGGACAUGUUGCACACAAGCAAGUGAGUCAAACCUACAUGGAGGCUCCAACCCGUAACGUUCAGCCAGACUCACCCCUCUGCGGGCCACGACUGAACGCAUGGACUGACACCACAAACACCAGCCCGCAUACUUUACAUUCACAUCUGUUAGACGCAGUGACGCCACGCAGAAGAACUGCAUCUUUGUUUUUCUUUGUUAUAGAGCUACAUAGGAGGAGGGGGGGGCGACUAGUUUGCAGUGACUAUUUGGUGUAAAUUCAGUGACACGGUUCUGUGAUGAGAUGAUUAUGUCAUAGUACAUUGUGGAGAUAUAAAAUAUAUAUGAUAGUUUCCUUGUGUUUUUUUAAGAUGAUUUUUAAGGUCUCUUUUUACUGUCGGAGGUUAAAAUCACAUCCUCUCAUUCAAGGGGUUUCACCUGAGGUCAGGAUCUACCAGGCAGAAGCGAUCGCACGCUUCUUCCUGCCUCAGGUGGGAUCAUGUGACCUCUUGGUGGUGACUUGCUUUUAAACAGCGUAAAAAAAAUAGUGCUUGAGCAUCUACAGUGUGCAAUACUAAAGACACUGCUGUUGUGUUUAUUUUUGUUUUGGAAUUAGCAUUGGGGGGGGAAAAGUGUCAGAUGUUUUUACUGAAAUGUUUGAGUUAAAAAAGCUAAUUAAAACCACUUGUUCACAUAAAA